AUGGCGACGGUUUCUUUAGCUGGUCGAGUAGCACUUGUGACAGGUGGAACACGAGGUAUUGGCAAAGGUAUUGCCGUUGAAUUAGGAGCAGCUGGAGCGCUCGUUUAUGUGACAGGUCGAACAAUGAAGUCGAGCGAUGGUAAAAGUGGUAGUUUGGAAGAAACAGCCGAAGCCAUUCGACAACGCGGCGGUAAAUGCAUACCAGUGCGUGUUGAUCACGAGAAUAUGGAUGAAGUUGAAGAACUUUUCAAACGAAUUGCCAAAGAACAAGAUGGUCGACUUGAUAUUCUAGUCAAUAACGCUUACAAAGGAGUGGAACCAAUAUUAGCUUCAUCGGGUAAAUCGUUUUGGGAAGUUGAGCCAAGCUUGUUCGACGAUAUUAAUAAUGUCGGUCUACGUAAUCAUUAUUAUUGUACUGUUCAUGCUGCUCGCUUGAUGGUACCUCGAAAACAAGGUCUUAUCGUUGUGAUUUCAUCAGCCGGUGGUUUACGUUAUUUGUUUAACGUUCCAUACGGAAUUGGAAAAGCUGCUUGUGAUCGAAUGGCAGCAGAUACAGGAACAGAAUUGAGAAAACAUAACGUAGCUUCGAUUUCACUUUGGCCCGGUGCAGUCUUUACAGAAACAAUUCAAGCAUCAGAAAAUUCAGUUGGCUUUCGCAAAAUGUUAGAAAAGUAUGGUAAACCAGAAACAGCAGAAUAUGCCGGUCGCAUCAUCGCUCAUUUAGCACAAAAUCCAUCGGUAAUGGAUUAUUCAGGAAAAAUAGUAUUGACCGCUGACUAUGGAGAUGCUCAUAGUAUUGUCGAUUCAGAUGGUCAACCUGCAGUGAAUAUUCGUUCAUUUAGCUUUCUUGUUCGACAAGCACCUGCUUUACGUUGGUUAGCUGGAUGGAUUCCUGGCUUUUUGAAACUUCCAUACUGGUUAUUUCAUCAAGGAGGAAAUAAAUUUUAA
This is a messenger RNA of Adineta ricciae, 948 nucleotides long. NCBI's taxonomy places the organism in Eukaryota, Metazoa, Rotifera, Eurotatoria, Adinetida, Adinetidae. The record is from the annotation of a GenBank genome assembly.